Messenger RNA from Brassica oleracea var. oleracea, 2543 nucleotides. RefSeq names its product protein QUIRKY-like. Bases 141 to 2450 code for a protein of 769 amino acids. The record is from RefSeq and is a predicted model, not a curated record. The transcript has a single exon. Lineage: Eukaryota; Viridiplantae; Streptophyta; Magnoliopsida; Brassicales; Brassicaceae.
UUAAUUCUUCAUGUUUUAUGCUGUUGUUUUUACCAGAAGGCUGUCUUAAGAUAACAAAACAAAGCAGCUUCCCCUGAAACUGCUUCUUAUUACAAAGUACUAGGAUCUCAAAAGAAACAAAGGUUCAAGAUUCAGACAAGAUGCAGAAACCGGGACAAAACAUAGAUUUUGCACUGAAGGAGACUUCCCCAAAGAUCGGUGCAGGAGCUUUGACAGGUGACAAACUCUCAUGCACCUAUGACUUGGUCGAGCAGAUGCACUACCUCUACGUUCAGGUCGUGAAAGCCAAAGAACUCCCAGGAAAAGACGUAACCGGUAGCUGCGAUCCUUACGUGGAAGUGAAGCUAGGGAACUACAAAGGCAUGACCAAACAUUUCGAGAAGAAGUCAAACCCUGAGUGGAAACAAGUGUUCGCUUUCUCAAAGGAGAGGAUCCAAGCAUCAAUCUUAGAGGUCGUAGUGAAAGACAAAGACGUCAUGAUGGACGACUUGAUCGGUCGGAUCAUGUUCGACCUCAACGAGAUUCCAAAGCGAGUUCCUCCUGAUAGUCCGUUAGCUCCUCAGUGGUAUCGGCUGGAGGAUCGACACGGACGUAAGGUUAAAGGAGAGCUCAUGUUAGCCGUUUGGAUGGGGACACAAGCCGAUGAAGCGUUUUGUGACGCUUGGCACUCUGAUGCAGCCACGGUUGGACCUGAAGGCGUGGCUAACAUCCGUUCAAAGGUUUAUCUCUCACCGAAGCUAUGGUACGUGAGAGUCAACGUCAUCGAGGCUCAAGAUUUAAUACCUUACGAUAAAACAAAGUUCCCUGAGGUCUACGUGAAGGCAAUGAUAGGGAACCAGACUCUAAGAACUCGAAUCUCUCAGUCCAAAACAUUGAAUCCUAUGUGGAAUGAAGAUCUGAUGUUCGUAGUCGCUGAGCCUUUCGAAGAACCGUUGAUUCUCGCUGUUGAAGACAGGGUCGCACCGAACAAAGAUGAGACACUAGGCAGGUGUGCGGUCCCGUUGCAGCAUGUACAGAGGAGGUUAGACCACAGGCCUCUCAACUCGAGGUGGUUCAACCUGGAGAAACAUAUAAUGGUGGACGGAGAGAAGAAGGAGAUCAAAUUCGCGAGCAGGAUCCAUCUGAGGAUCUUUCUAGAAGGGGGAUACCAUGUUCUCGACGAAUCGACUCACUACAGCAGCGACCUGAGACCGACGGCUAAACAGCUCUGGAAACCGAGUAUCGGUUUGCUCGAAGUCGGGAUCAUCAGCGCGCACGGACUGAUGCCUAUGAAGAGCAAAGAAGGUAAAGGUACAACGGAUGCCUAUUGUGUAGCCAAGUACGGUCAGAAAUGGAUCAGAACGAGAACGAUCGUUGACAGCUUCGCUCCCAAAUGGAACGAGCAGUACACAUGGGAAGUGUUUGACACCUGCACGGUCAUAACGUUCGGAGCGUUCGACAACGGACACAUACCGGGAGGAAGCGGGAAGGACAUGAGGAUAGGGAAAGUUAGGAUCCGUCUCUCCACGCUCGAAGCCGACCGUAUCUACACGCAUUCGUAUCCUCUUCUCGUCUUUCACCCUUCGGGGAUCAAGAAAACUGGCGAGAUACAGUUAGCGGUGAGGUUCACUUGCUUAUCCGUCGUCAACAUGCUUCACAUGUACUCUCAGCCGCUGCUCCCUAAAAUGCAUUACAUUCAUCCGCUAUCGGUUCUCCAGCUGGAUAGUCUGAGACACCAGGCGAUGAAUAUUGUCUCCGCGAGGCUGAACAGAGCGGAGCCGCCGCUUCGGAAAGAGGUUGUGGAGUACAUGCUGGAUGUUGACUCGCAUAUGUGGAGCAUGAGGAGGAGUAAGGCCAACUUCUUCAGGAUCAUGAAUGUUCUGAGCGGUCUCGUAGCUGUGGGGAAGUGGUUUGAGCAGAUAUGCCACUGGAGAAACCCAAUCACCACGAUUCUCAUUCAUGUUCUCUUCAUAAUAUUGGUUCUCUACCCUGAACUCAUCUUACCAACGGUGUUCUUGUACCUUUUCUUGAUCGGGGUAUGGAACUUCCGGUGGAGACCGAGGCACCCGCCGCACAUGGACACGCGCUUGUCACACGCGGACGCUGUCCACCCUGACGAGCUCGACGAAGAGUUCGACACUUUCCCUACCUCCCGGUCCCCUGAGAUAGUGCGGAUGAGAUACGACCGGCUCAGGAGCAUAGGAGGACGCGUUCAGACAGUGGUGGGAGAUCUAGCUACACAGGGAGAGCGGUUUUCGUCCCUGCUGAGCUGGAGAGACCCGAGGGCAACCACAUUGUUUGUGUUAUUUUGUCUAAUAGCUGCUAUUGUGUUGUACGUUACACCGUUUCAGGUUGUGGCACUGCUCUCUGGGAUCUAUGUGCUGAGGCAUCCAAGGUUCAGGUACAGGCUCCCUUCUGUGCCACUCAAUCUCUUCAGGAGGCUACCUGCAAGAUCUGACAGUCUAUUAUAGAGACAUCCCUAUUAUCUACAUCUGCACUUUGUUUAAAACUUUCAAAAACUUGUUUGAUUCAGUCUUUAAAUAAUUAUUAAUUGCAACAUUCAU